This is a messenger RNA of Aegilops tauschii subsp. strangulata, 1176 nucleotides long. The record is from RefSeq and is a predicted model, not a curated record. NCBI's taxonomy places the organism in Eukaryota, Viridiplantae, Streptophyta, Magnoliopsida, Poales, Poaceae.
AUGCAGGCCCCGACCAUGUUGCCAUGGCCAUAUGUCUCCUCUGCUCGUGGCCUCGACGGCUUCGGCCGGCUCCGGCCGCAGCCACACGCCCUGGCUCCCCCUGACGCCGCUCCCGUGGGCCGGAUCGUAGCCCCAUCAUCUGCGCCCCCCGCGCGCCCGCCGGCUCGCCGUCGCCGCACCUGUCCGGCUCGCUGCGGGCCGGGUCCUCUGCUGCGUGCCGUCCCGCGGCCUGGAAUCCGCACUGCAGCGGGCCAACCUCGUGCCCGAGCCGCACCCGCCCACGGCGCAGGCCCCGUCGCCCUCCGGCUCCGGCCGCCCCGACGGCCGUGCUGCUCCUCCUCGCACCGGCCUCCCACGCGCUCGAGGCUCCGGCCGGCCUCGCCGCGCCCAGCUCGCCUCCCGCGUGCAUCUCCGCUCAUGGCCCGGCCGCCUGCGUCGCUGCGGUGUCGGCUUCCCAUGUGCGCGGCUCCCGCGCGCCCACCAACCGGGUUGCCACCCCCUGCCGGCGUCCGCCUCCGCACCCGGCCGCCUUCGCGCGCCCGCGGCUGCCCUGCCUCCGCCGGGUUCUCAAGCCGCCGGCCUCCGCCUCCUCUGUGCACCCGGCCAGGGUCGGCCGCAAGCCUCCCACGCCGGCUACAGCCUCGCCUCCUCCGGCCGGCUCCUGCAUCCCCUCCGCCUGGCCCCGCCGUCCGGUUCCCCGGCGGGCUCCUCCUCUGGCCGGCUUCGCCCGCCCGCCUGCUGGCACGUCUGCGCCCCCGUCGCCGAUUUCCCGCGACGCCGGCCUCCCGCGUCGCCGCCGCCUUCGUCCUCUCACGCCACGCACGCGCAUCCCUCCGCCGCCUUGUGCCGGCCCGACCGCCUGCCGCCCGCGCCGGCUCCCCUCGCUCACCGCCUGACGCCCGCGCCGGCUCCCCUCGCUCACCGCCUGACGCCCGCGCCGGCUCCCCUCGCUCACCGCCUGCCGGUUCCCCCCCCCCCACACGGACGACCGGCUCCGCCGCCUGCCGUCUCUGCCGCAACCCGGCCGCCGGCUUCGCCGCGACCCGGCCGCCGACUGCCGCCGUCCCGCUCCUGCCGACUGGAGAAAAAGAAAGGGCCGACUGCCCCACACGAGAAACAAAAAAAAGGGAGGGGGCGGGUGAGAGAAGUCGGGGGCCGGCUGCCCAGGCCGGCUGA